UUUUUUAAACACUUUCGUUUCCUCUGGUUGUACCGGUACAGUGCGCCGCGGACCCGCGUAGCGCCUGGUCUGCACCUAUGGCUCACUUCUCCAACGGGGGCAUCGGAGCCUCCGCCCCCUCUUCGCCGGCGAAGGUACGGAUGCCCAACGGAGCCGGCUUGCAAAAGGAUGUAAGAGAAGGUGUCAUCUCCAGACCUGAUCCACCCGAAGAGGCUGAAACCCCGCCCUCUGGUCCUCCUUCACUCCGGUCUCUCUCCUCUGCUCUCCCUCAGCUGCCGGAGAAGGAUUCGAAAUGGAUCCUUCGGUUGGUAGAGGCCUCUGCCAAGGGUUUCGCCAUAGGCGCCGGCCUGAAGGGUGGGCUUGCACUGUUCUCCGUUCUAGUGCGGCUGAGGAGCCGCAGAUCUGUGAAAUUUUCGUCGAGAAAGGCGGGAUCUUUUACGAACGAGGAGGCCGUGGUGCUGGCUUUGAAGGAAACUUUGAGAUAUGGCUUGUUUCUGGGGACUUUUGCAGGAACAUAUGUUUCGGUUGACGAGAUUAUUGCUUCAUUUGGUGGGCGACAAAGAACUUCAGGUUGGAGAUCCCUACUAGCAGGCCUGAUUGCAGGCCCAUCAAUGCUUUUGACAGGGCCAAAGACACAACACACUAGCUUGGCUAUAUACAUUCUUAUGCGCGCCACAGUACUGGCAUCACGUUGUGGGAUUAAGAGUCAACGAUUUGGCGGUGUUUGUAAACCAUUGACUUGGUCACAUGGUGAUGUAUUUCUCAUGUGUCUUGCCUCGUCUCAGAUCCUCUCUGCUUACAUUCUGAAGCAAGACAGCUUACCCUCUUCAUACAAGUCAUUCCUUAAUAAGCAUGGUGGAAAGGAUGCUCUAAUUCUGCAGGGUGUUAGCGAGAUUGCAUCCAAUAUGCCUUUUUCGAACUUAGAAGGGAUUGAGAAGUAUUAUAAGUCUAUUGGUGUUGAUGUGAAACUAGAUCCUAACAUGAAAGUUCCAUGUUCAAUUGUGCAUGACAAUCAAUCUUGUGCUGGACAUUUUAUAAAAUUCCUUUUCCAAGAAUAUGGAAGAGCAGUUCCAGUUUAUUUGCCAGUUUACUUGGUUCCUGCACUGAUUGUUCAUCGCCAGGGUCUUUUGAAAAUGCACUACAAGAUUUUGGGUAAGAGUCUGUUGGGGACUGCAAGAUCUAGCUUGUUCCUUUCUGUAUAUUGUGCAUCAGCCUGGGCUUGGACCUGCCUGCUCUUCAGAAUUCUGCAAAGAUGCAACAUACCAAUGGUCGCUAUGGGGACUUUUCCUACUGGUCUUGCGUUGCUGAUCGAGAAGAAGAGCCGAAGGAUUGAGAUUUCUCUGUAUUGCCUAGCUCGAGCCAUCGAAAGCUUCUCCACUUGUUUGGCUGAUGCCGGACUACUCCCUCAAGCAUCCAAGUUGAAGCGAGCCGAUGUCGUCGUCUUUAGUUUAGCUACAGCCAUCAUCAUGCACUGCUACGCGCAAGAAAGAGAGGUGUUUCGCUCAAAGUACUUGAAUGUGCUCGACUGGGUCUUCGGCGUGCCCACAUCAUCCGACGAUGAAGAUCGCAAGAAAUCCUGAAUGACCGGAACGUCACUAGUCCAUCCUUUACAAGGAAAACAAAGCAGAGUGUGGAGUCGUCGUAAUUGACAUCGUAGCAGAGCAGUUCUUCGAGAGAAAAAUGUCGUUUCAAAUCAUUGGAACAUUGUAUUCUUUUGAUUACUUUCUAUUUGAUAAACAUCUAAUUUUGUUUCUAUAAGUUUGUCGCUGUUACUCAUGUCUAUAUCAUGAUUUGAAUGGAAUUAAAUUUUAUCGA
Molecule: messenger RNA, 1815 nt
Organism: Zingiber officinale
Lineage: Eukaryota; Viridiplantae; Streptophyta; Magnoliopsida; Zingiberales; Zingiberaceae
Exons: 8
Coding region: 78-1580 (500 amino acids)
Source: RefSeq, a predicted model, not a curated record